This is a messenger RNA of Trichoderma atroviride IMI 206040, 570 nucleotides long. RefSeq lists its product as uncharacterized. Lineage: Eukaryota; Fungi; Ascomycota; Sordariomycetes; Hypocreales; Hypocreaceae. The record is from RefSeq and is a predicted model, not a curated record.
AUGGACGUUGAAGAGCCUCUCUCAUGGCGGAAGCAUUGGAUGUUCUUCGCGGUGGCGAGCGGUGCUUGUGCGGCGUUUAACGGCGUGUUUGCAAAGCUGACCACCACGCAACUCACCACAAGCUUAUCAAACGCCAUCGCCCAUGGCCUUGGAAUCGCAGCUCACGAGAAGAUUGUCGAAGUCGUUGUCCGCGCUAUCUUCUUCAUUCUCAACCUCGUCUUCAAUGGCAUUAUGUGGUCCCUCUUCACCACCGCCCUCAAACGCGGCAAGUCUGCUACUCAAGUCUCCAUUAUGAACACCUCCACCAACUUCCUCGUCACCGCCUUCACCGGCCUACUCAUCUUCUCCGAGUCUCUUCCCCCCAUGUGGUGGGCCGGCGCCUCACUGCUUGUAGCUGGGAGCGUCAUCGCUGGCCGAAAGGACGAGGGUGAGGGUACCAAAGAUGCUGCGGCCGGCGAUUCUUCUGAACCAGUACCUGCAGGUAGUAGUCUUGAGCUAGAUGGAGAUGUUGUUGCUGGAGAAAGAUAUCGGGAUGAAGAUGUCCCUGACUUGGGCGAGCUACGUACUUGA